Molecule: messenger RNA, 3967 nt
Organism: Monopterus albus (swamp eel)
Lineage: Eukaryota; Metazoa; Chordata; Actinopteri; Synbranchiformes; Synbranchidae
Gene: hdac9b
Product: histone deacetylase 9b
Exons: 11
Coding region: 491-2356 (621 amino acids)
Source: RefSeq, a predicted model, not a curated record
GGGCUGGCCAUUGUUCUAUUUCUGUCACCUGUGGGCCACGCAGUUGUUGAUUCACAUGCAAAUGAAGCUUGCUCCCUCCCUGGCUUGUAUUACUGCCCUAGCGAGGUGCUUGGUACACAGUAUUCGGCUUUCCUUACAGCUUUACAUUUCUCUCAGUCUCUGCUCAGACACUUCGCUGAGGAGAGAAAAAGCCACAGACUGGAAAGAAACAGGCAGAGAGGCAGAUAAGCAUAAAAAGCAGGACUUGCCAUCUUCUCCUAACACUGUGUCAGAACCAGGCUGAGGCAGGGCACUGAGAUUGUAGCAGCCCUGCGAGAGAGAUUGUGCGGUUUGUGUUAUUGCUCUAUAGUGAGAGUGAUUUCUCGGAGGAGGAGGCAGAGGAAGAGAGAGAGUUGCCUGUUGUUGCGGUCUCUCCCCUGAGUGGCUGAGGGGUGGCUCUUGGUGACAGGAAACGCAAGGCUGGCGAUGAGACCUGAGCGCUGAGUGGAGUAUGCUGCAGACGAUUUACGAGGGUGAGUCAAGUUUCUCCACAACAGAGGGGCGCGUUGGACACCAGCAGCUCCCCAGCCAGAGCACGAUGCACAACGUGAACAGCUCAGUGGACAUUAAGCCAGACGUGCCAUUGGCUGUGGAGCCCUUAUUACCCCUGGACCUGCGCACGGAUCUGAGGAUGCUGGGCCCAGGCUCGGACCCAGGACUGUGGGAGCAUCAGCUGCUCCUCAUUCAGAAGCAGCAGCAGAUCCAGAAGCAGCUACUAAUCAGCGAGUUCCAGAAGCAGCAUGAGAAGCUGACCCGUCAGCAUCAAGCUCAGCUCCAGGAGCACCUCAAGCUCCAGCAGGAGCUCCAGGCCAUGAAGCAGCAGCAGGAACUUGCAGAGAAGGAGCGUUGUCUGGAGCAGCAGCAGCAGCAGCAGCAGAGCCAGCAGGAGAAGGAGCAGGAGAGGCAUCGGCGAGAGCAGCAUGUUUCCAGCCUAAACCUCAGAGGCAAGGAGCGCUCCAGAGAGAGUCUCACAGGUGCUGUGGCCAGUACCGAGGUGAAGCAGAAACUCCAAGAGUUUCUGUUGAACAAAUCAGCCAAGGACCCUGCCACCAAUGGAACCAACCAUUCUUUCAUCCAUCACCCAAAACUCUGGUACACGUCCUCUCACCACACAUCACUGGACCAAAGCUCUCCACCUCUGGGCGGCACAUCACCCACGUGCCAGUAUACUCUGCCAUCACCCAUAGAGAGCAAAGAUGACUUCCCCUUGAGGAAGACAGCCUCUGAGCCCAACCUGAAGGUCCGAUCCAGACUGAAGCAGAAAGUGGCAGAGAGGAGAAGCAGUCCGAUGCUAAAGAGAAGGGAUGGAAACAUCAUGACUCCGUACAAGAAGAGGGCCCUAGAGUUAAGGGACUCUACGCCCACUAACAGUGCCCCUGGGUCUGGCCCCAGCUCUCCUAUAGGGGCCUCCAGUGCCUUGGGGGCUGAAAAUGGGCCCUCCUCUCUGCCUACUACCACAAAAACAGAGAGAUGGCCUUCACAGCCGAGACUAUUCCGACCUGAGGGCUCCAUGUCCAUGCUGAGUUUAUACACAUCUCCCUCCUUACCUAACAUCUCCUUGGGGCUUUCAACUGCAUCCUCACCCAUUAGUGCUGUCAUGGGGUUGAAAGACCGAUCAGCAGAAAUCAGGCAUGGGCUGCCAGGGCAUCUCCUGGGCCCUGUGCCCCUGCAGACAGGCCUGGAAUCCAAGGUGAGCCCCAGUCACCAGGCUCUUCUCCAACACCUCCUCCAGAAGGAGCAGAUGAGGCAGCAGAAGAUCCUUUCCUCUGGCCUAAGCUCCAUGCCGUCCCACCCUCAGUCCCCUCUAACCAUGAAGGAUCGUCCAUCGAGUAGUCGGCCUAAACUACCAAAACACCGGCCCUUGAACCGGACCCAGUCUGCUCCACUGCCUCAGAACACACUGGCUCAGCUUGUCAUCCAGCAGCAACACCAGCACUUCCUGGAGAAACAGAAACAGUACCAGCAGCAGGUCCAUAUAAAUAAGUUGUUGUCCAAGUCCAUUGAGCAGUUACGUCAGCCCAGUGCACACCUGCAGGAAUCAGAGGAAGAGCAAGAGGAGCAGCACGGAGAGCAGACAGAGAGCAUGCAGGAGGACAGGAUGCCCCCUGGAGGAGUCAUCCGGAAGCACACGCUCAGCAGUAGCAGCAGCAGUGGCUCAAGCAGUGACCUCCCCGACGCUCACUGUGGGAUCAUCAAGGUCAAAGAGGAGCCGACUGAUAGUAUGGAUGAGGCUCUGACCAAUCAGAGCUUGGAGUCAGAGCAGAGCACCUAUCUUCACCAGGUCAAAGGCAGACUGGUGAUAAGAGCUAUGAUCUGAGAAGGGAAGAGAGGAUGAGCUCACACAUUCACAUCAUUCACAUAUAAACAGGUCUCUACACACAUGUCCAUCUACAUCCAUGUAGUUUUCACUUGCACACACACACAUACACACACAGCAACCAAGCCAGCUUUACUUGUCACCACAUACGGCCCCUUUUCACUCAGCUGCAGCCUUGCUUAUCCCACACUCUCAGACUCUCUGUUUGCGAUGUUUGUGCAAUGAUCUCUGUAAAAUCUGUACGUUUUGCUUCUGUGUAUAUAGUAUGAAGACAAUUUAGACCUUUUUUAAAAAGCUGCUUCUCGAGUCCCCUCAACUGACAAAAAGGUUUAUGUACAUAUACUGUGGAUUUAGCAUCAAAGAUGAUUUCUAGAGGGAAGGUUGGACAGGUGUACAGCUUUGAAAAGGCAACUUAUGUUCUCAUUAUGUAUUUUUUGCCAUCAAAUAUUCAGCGUUGAGAAUUAUCAUAAAGUCCUGACAGUGUGUAAAAGAAUUUAAAACUGUAUGUGCUCUGUUGUUUUUAAAGAUCUGUGAUUAUGUUCCAUGUUAAGUGGUCUCAGAACUGUAAUAAUGAACAUCUGUCUCAGAGAGAAUGUAUACUUAAAUCCUAACAGAGGACGCUCCCUUAGGGCAGACAUUUGCACCGGGAGUGAUGUUGCCAUUGGAAUAUGGUCCGCUGCUCAUAUUGCAAUUUGAAGGAUAAAGCACUAAAUUCCUGCUUGGGUGUUCACGCAUCCCCCAACGCAUCCAGAGUCUCCAUGUCACUCUGCCUCAGAGCAGUCCCAGAGCCUGGGCUCUGUGCUAAGCUGAGCUCUCCUCCCUCUCUCCCUCUGGGUCCAAAUCAAAGCUCGGGCCGGGAUCCUGCCCAGCUUUCAGCAGAGGAGUCAGACAGAGAGAAAGAGAGAGAGAGAGGGCUGGGCAGGAAAUGCCUUCUAUGAGCCAGGAGUUGGAGUGAUUCAUGUGUGCAGGAAUGUUGAGAGAGGAGGACCUAGGGUUGGAGGAGUCCAAGAGGCCAGGCUUGAGAAUUGAUUUACUGUCAAGGCGAAUUACAAAGUAAGUGGGGAUAUGGUUAGCGGAGUUCUUUUUAAGGGGAAUCGCUUCCUUCAUAUUCCCCAGUGGCAUGCUUACCUCAACACGCAGGUUUGAAGUUACAUCAAUUAAAAAAAAAGCCCCAGACGGGAUGUUGCAUCUUCUUUUUUAUUCCAAGCCUCUUUUCCCCCGAAUGUCCCUGUUGCGACAUGUAUAAUCUGUCUUAAAGUGAUCCGUCAAAUGUAUUGUGUAGCUGUUUCAUUUGUACUGUCAGCUAAAUGUAAAAAAAAAAAAAAAAAAAUGCUACUAUGAGGUUCUGUGAUUGGAUUUAUGUGAAAAUCAAAACUGUCUGUCUUAUACUGUACAUUCUCAUUGUCUGGUUUAAAUGUUUUUAGUGUAAGUAAACACAAUCAGAACAAUGUGAGUCUUGUUCUUUUGCUCCUUUGAUUCGGUUGUAAUGAGAACCCCUUUGCUGCCAGUGUGGGGGUGGAGGGGGUCCUGUGGUUUGUUCAUAGCAGUUAGUUUGCAUUACUUCUUUUUGCCUUGUGUGAUAAACCAUUCUUUUUUUUUAAAUAAAAUUCA